Messenger RNA from Cyclospora cayetanensis, 8079 nucleotides. RefSeq lists its product as uncharacterized. The record is from RefSeq and is a predicted model, not a curated record. Gene Ontology annotation, molecular function: ubiquitin protein ligase activity. The coding region runs from base 1 to 8079 and encodes 2692 amino acids. The transcript is spliced from 21 exons. Lineage: Eukaryota; Apicomplexa; Conoidasida; Eucoccidiorida; Eimeriidae. Gene Ontology annotation, biological process: proteasome-mediated ubiquitin-dependent protein catabolic process; protein polyubiquitination.
AUGAUUCCACAGCAGCAGGAGGGCACUGAACAGCACUGGCAGCAAGUUCUACAGCUGUUGGCUCACCCCAGCAAAGCACAGCAGUUGGCUUGUUUGUCAGAGUUACAGCAGUGGCUAUCUUUUGCGACUGAUGAGCAACUGGGAACCUUCCCACUACAGCGUGUGCUGUAUGCGCUGUUCAUGCUCCUCCAAGGGAGGACUAGCAGCACACAUGCUGCUGGCGGUCCUACCCCUGAUGCACAUCUUGCCACGGAGACAGCAGCAGGAGAGAGCGAAGAUGCAGGCUGUUCAGAACAUGCUAGAGCUGCCGUUGCGAGUGAAGGGAUUUCUCAAGAGGCGUAUGAUGAGCAACUGGCUAGGGAGCUAGCUGCUGUGGGUGACGAUGACAGCUUGCUUACACAGAAGGACCUGCUGAUUGGCUCCUGUAUAUACUUGUUGCUCGACGUUCUGCCUUUGCAAACUGCAGCGAUCAUCGCGCGAACCCCUGAGUACAUGGAGGCGCUUAAGCAUCAGUUGACCAACCUGCAGUACAUAGAUACUGGAGAGCGUUUUCUUCUCAUUCUGUGCCGCUUAGUUGAUGAGCAGCCCUUGCUGUCUUUUCUUUUUGGAGCAGCUGCUGCCCUUCUCCCCAUAUUAGACUUUUUCCAGCUGGACAUACAGCGCAGGGCCGUCCGUGCUGCAGCGAAGGCGCUCGCCGCUGCUGCUGCUGCAACGGAAAAAGCCGCAGCUGCUGCAGCAGCGGAUGCUGCCAUUCGGAAGCGCUCGCUCUCCUUCCUUCAGAAUCAAGAACAGCAGCAGCAGCAGCAGCAGCAGCAGCAGCAGCAGCAGCAGCAGCAGCAGCUCAGCAUGCAGCCCCCGACUGCAGCAACAACGGCAGCGAGCGGCAGCAGCGGGAGUAGCAGUGGCAACAGUAAAUACACCGCGCUGCGGGACCAAGUGCAGCAGUUACUGCAGCAGGAGCAGCAGCAGCAGCGGGAGCUGCAGGAGCAGCUAGAAGACUACAGAGACCUCAUCUCUCCGACGCUUCCGUUCUUUUCUUCCCUCCUGUCUUACAAGGACGAAACUUUGUUGCAAGGGGCCUGUCAGAUUUGGCGUUCUAUUGUAACUGUUUUUGUCUGCAUGCACACGGCAGCAGCCGCUUCUGCUGCUGCCGUCGCUGGCUUGGAGUUCGCCGCGGCUCGAGCUGUAGAUCCAACAGCAGAUGGUGACGAAUGCAGCACGCCGCUCAGCGCAGCUCCUCAGCAGCACGCCGAAGGAGAUGAGCAGUGGUUCGCUGCUUGCCAAAGUGCCUAUGCAGCGCGUAUGAAGCUGCUAGCCAGUGAACUGACUGCUGCGGGAGCAGGAGCAGCGGUUGCGCUGCAGGGUUUGAUUGCGAAUGCAGUUGCUAACAGCAGCAGCAGCUCCCUUGCCUGGCAGCAGCAGCUGAUGCUACAAGAUGGAUUCUAUGUGCUCUCCGUCUUUGCCGCCUACUCGGAUGCUGUUGCUGCUGAGCUGCUGCAGCAACAUACCCGAAGUACCGCAUUUCACGAUGCCGCCAAGAGACUGGUUCAGAAGCAAGAGAUGCUGUUGCUUGAGGGCAUUGCGGCGUUUGGGGUGUCUCUGCUGCCGUCAGUGCGCUUCCAGAGACCUCUUCUGGUGCAGAACGUGCAGCAUCAGCCUCUGCCUCGUAAACAAGUCGACGAAGAAGCAGCAGCUGCCGCAGAUGUACUGACGGUGGAUGAGAGCCGUGCUGCUGUCUUCUUUGAGUCUCCUGAGCUCCUUGGUCGCGCUUUGCAGACUAUGGCAGCGCCUCUGCUACCCCUGCUGGAGUCUUCAGUAACCACGCAUCUCUGUCGCUUCGUAUUGCAGCUGUUACUUGCCGCUGCAUGCACAGCAGCAAGCGCGCAAAACAAGCAGCAGCAACUGAAGGACCAACUGCUGCAACACAUUGAUCUUAAAACCCUCGGAGAAAUCUGCGCGCAUGCCUUGCACAGAAAACUUCCGGCUGCCGUUACUUUUGUCGUCCUGAGCCUCGUACUGCAGCUGCUGUUGCAGCACGGAGAAGCUGCAGCAGCAGCGCUGCGGGCGUCAGGUGUAAGAGAUCGCAUAGAAGAGGAUUUUGAGGACCUUAACUGCAGCAACAACUCGUCGAGCGAACGCGAACUCCUGCCUCAGACCUUCUCCGAUCCGGCUGCAGAGGCUUCUUUUCGCACUGUCUGCAGGGCAGCAGCAACGGCAGCGGCAGCAGCAGCAGGCGAGUCUGUAGCCUCCCUUGAACUCUCGGAUUUGCUGCGGCGUGCUCGCAGGGCUUGUCUCUCGCUGUUUGCCCAGCACCAGCAGCAGCUGUUGCAGCGGCAGGAGCAGCAGCACGUGUCUCCCCGAAGCCUUAUAGCGCCGUGCAGCACGCAGCUGCAUCUGCAGCAUGUGGCCUCCUACUUGCUGCAACAGGAGCCGCAGCUGCCUGAACACACGAAGCAGCAGCAGCAGUGGGCAGCCUUGGUCGAGCUGCGGAAGCUGCUCGAGGCUCCCCAGGGUGUCUCCGCAUGUGACCUCAUCAGCUCGCGACUAGCCAGUGCUCUUCAUGGCUACCUCCUAGGCUCCAGCAGCAACAGCGCGAGCUCUGGCUCUCGUGCCUCUACGUAUUGCUGCAGCAAUUGCCAGAUCAAGCCUUCGCAUCUCCGGCAGCGCGGACUCCUCUUUCUGCGCUGUUUCCUCUUCCCGCUGACUGAGGAGCCGCCUCAGCAGCGAGGGCUUCUUCUGGAGGGUGUCGAUUGGUCUGCUGCUUCUCCUGACGCGCUGCUGCGGCUGGCGACGCUUGCAGCCAAGUGCCUGAGUCGCGUCGAGCAGUUUCUCGUGUUGCCGCAGCAGCUCCCUUCUGCAGCUGCAGCCGCACGCGACGUGCUGCCUCCCCAUUUGCGAGCUUUGCAGCCUGCGGGGGCAGCUGGGGUGUCCAGACACCAGCUGUAUCGAGGGGGUGUGUCGGUUCUGCAGCAGCGGCCUCGAGGAGGCGGAGCUCCUCGGGGGAUUCGCGCCUUUUAUCAGCAGCAGCAGCAGCCCUUGUCGCAGCAUCCGGGGGAACUCAGACGGCAGCAGCAGCUGCAGCAGCAGCUCCUGCAGCAGCCUGAUCCCCUCCUGGUGAUGCAGGAUCUGCAGCGAGAUAUCCUGGUAGUGGCUCGUGACAUGAGCAGCGAUUCAGCGUCAUCCCCGACCCACGCCAGUGCUGCGGCUGCCCAAGCUUCUCGCCGUGUCGCGCAGACUGCCGACUCGCCUGCUGUAUCUUCCACCGCUGCUGCUGUCGUGCAUGCAGCAGCGGAAACUGCAGCAUUGGAAACUGCGGCAUUGGAAACUGCAUCGGAAGCGUUGCAAACGGGCAUAAGGCCCUCGCGAAGGAGAUUUCGGAGUCGCACGGGGGGGGGGCGGCGAUCUCCUGCAGCGGAUGCUCCAGCAGCAGCGCAGCAGCCCGUUGCUCGCAGCAUGCGGUCGAAGGCAACCGCGAAUGCCAUUGCAGCGGGCAAUACCAUCGGCAGCAACAGCGGGUGUAGUGGUGGAAACAGUAGCGGGGGCUGUUUGACAAAGCGUCGCCGUGGGCAGCCAGGGAGCAGCACCAGUAACACCCCCCCACCUCCACUUCCCGGCACAGAGGAGGCGUCUGCAGGGGUCUUGCGGGGAGAUAAAAAAGGAGGAGGACGUGGCUUGAGCACGAUGCAGCAGCUGCAUCAACUUGUCUUCCAACAUCGCAGGGGCGAUAUUCUUGGGGAGUUGCUUACGUGGGGUCGUCGAUUUACAGGCAGCUGCGGCGGAAACAACAGCAACGCGCUCCUGGUGGACUGCAAAGCUCCUUUGUCACGCGUAGAAUCUGAAAUAAAACGAGCAGUGCAGCAACAACGGGCUGCUGAGCGGCUGGGGCAUCGGAAGCCGCAGCAGCAGCAGCAGCAGCAGCAGCAGCAGCAGCGAAAGCAGGACGAAACUGAAAGCAGCGGAAGCGCGGGAGGAGCUUCCCUUAGGCGGCAGGGAGGGUGGGGGACCCCCCGAAGACGUGAAGGCAGGGAGGCAUCUGCUUCAGGAGAUCAGGAGCAGAGACAGGAGCAAGAGCAGAGACAGGAGCAGGAGCAAGAGCAGAGACAGGAGCAGGAGCAAGAGCAGCGACAAAAGCAGGAGCAAGAGCAGCGACAGCAAAAUGAGGAGGAGGAAGAAGAAGACCCUUCAGCCGGCAACGACUUGAUGGAUAUUGACACCCACCUCAGGACAGGCAGGCGAGCGGCAGACGGCAUGCGCGGAUUGAGGGGUAGCGUCGUUAGCGAUGAGGAAAUCGUUAGCAGCAGUGGAAGCACCAGCAGCGACGAUGAGGGCGCUGCCUUGAUCUUUGAGGGGGCAGACCUUGGAGACAGCAGCCACAGCCACAGCAGCAGCUGCAGCAGCAGCACCAGCAGCGGCAGCAGCGAAGACGAGGGGGAAGCGAAUACAGCCACGGUAGUACAGGAAGAAUCCUUGCUGAGGGAUGAUAAUGAUGCAGCAAGUCAUUCGGCAGAACGUCCUCCGGCUGCAGCCGAGACAGAGCUUGCUGAAGACGUUGGCUUGGAGUCGCAAGACAUUCCACAUGUUUGUACGGCAUCCAGUGUGGAUGCCAUUCAGCUGUACAUUCGCUCCGUGCCUGUGCCGUCACAGAUGCCCCUUAUAGAGGCCCUCGCAUUGUAUGAAGGCUGUGUGGCUCUCCCUAGAAGCAGCAGCGCGCGAAUCGGUGGCAGUGGUGGGUGGUAUUCCUCUGCAACUGCUAGCACGACACACCGCCGCUUGCAGCAGAUGCUUGAGAGGGGCGGCAACACGUUCGAAAUGCUGCUCUCGACCACGCUGCUGGCAGACUUCCUCCCAAGUAGCAGCAAUAGUCUGAGACAGCGCAGGCACGGCGAGGCGUUGCUAGGCAGGAGCAACGGCUCCGGCAGCAGCAGCAGCAGCAGCAGUGGCCCCAGCAGCAGCAGCAGCAGCAGCAGCAGCAGCAGCAGCAGCAGAACCGCUGCGGGUGUCUCUGAGGAGGAACUUGCUGUUCCCCGUGUAUUCGCUUCUGCCCCUGCAGCGCGUGCUUAUCCAGAAAACAAAGGCGGCAGCGGCGACGACCUCUUAGAGGUGGAUAUGAGUGGACGUCUGUGCAUUAUGACUGAGGAAAGUCUCGGGACUGGGAGCCAUUCAAAGGGCGGAGCGAAAGCGGCAGAAAAACAGGAAGUUGAGACGCCACGCAGUAACAACUCCCUCUGGGAGGUAGCGCACACCAUCGAUUACAGGGUGCUGCCUGCAGUUCUGAAAAGCAGCAGCAGCAUCCCUGGCGGCAGCAGCAGCACCACUGCCUCCUCCUCUCCUGAUCUAGAAGGCCUUCGACUUGCGCGAAACUCGCCGCUUGUUGCUUCGGUUGUGCAUCCAGCUUUGGCUGCAGAGCGCUUGCUGCAGCAGCUGCAGCAGCAGCAGCAAGAAUCGUUGCUGUCUGAUCCGUGCAGUCAGAGUGAGCAGCAGCUCUUGGAGCAACCUCAAGAUCACCCCGAGCAGCAGCACGCAUUGGAGGACCUGGCGUGCUGGUGUGUAUCGCGAGCAUAUCUAGAGACUGCGUCAUCUGCGAGGUACCUCUUCGGGGAGUGCAACAGCUGGCAUCGCAAAGACUUGUUGCUGCAAGCCGCUUCUGACGAGGCAGCGCCUCUUUUCUACGGGCUGCCUUCUGCGACCGUCUCUGUCUCCCGCUGCCUCGAUGGCAAUAGCAGCUUUCGCUGCACUGGCUGCGGGAGUGAAUUGAGUGUCGAGGCUGCAGUUGGGGCAAAGGCCUCUGCUGCAAGCCUUCCGGCAGCAAGUGCUUCGCCUUCUGCUGCCGUGCCUGCUGCAGCGGGUGGAAAUCUGGUGUUGCCAAGCGUCUUCAGCGGGGCAGCGGCAGAAGCGGCGCCUUUUGUUAUCUUGCUGCUGUACUUGCACAACCUUCUUCAGCACUUGCCGACUCUGCGCGCAUACGCCUGCAUCGCCAGCAGUUGCUGCAGCGGUGGAAGCACGGAGCAGUCACCAGAGGACACGAAGGAAGCGGCAGCAGCGACUCUCUUCAGAGCUGCAGCCUCAGCUCGUAGCCUCUCCGCGCAUCCUUUAGGUCUUUGCAGCUACAGCGCAACUGCAGCGGCAACUGCAGCAGCAGCAGCAGAUAUCGCGUGUUGGAGCAGCGUUGCUACAAAGGCUGGGGCUGUCUUGGCAGAUCCUGUGACUGCCGUUACCAGCAGCAGCAGGACCCCUUUCUGGCUCAAGAGGCUGAUGUUUUCAUGCCCCUUCCUCUUCCCGCUGCAGCUCCGCGUCUUGCUGCUGCUACAGCAGCAGCUGGGCAGCCUGCGAGGACAGCACAUCUAUCGCGUCAGGCUGAAAGAGGCAGCUGAGCUUUUGCUAGGGCAGCGCCAAGGCGGCAAUAACACCAGUGCUGCACAGCCUCUGUUGCACCUGCCAGCGGCUGGAAUAAGCAGCAGCAAGGCUCUGCUACUGCAGCGACUGAGGCCAGCGCUACAGCUGCAAGGCGCUGCAUCUGGCGGCAGCAGCAGCAGAAGAGAGCAGGAAAUACUAGCAGACUUGGAAGGAGGCGCUUCAUUACCUCGGACGAAGGUUAAAAUGCCGCGUUCCCACCUUACUGAAAGCGCUGCCAAAGUGAUGGAUCACUUGUUGGCUAGCAGCCGUAGCGUGGAGGAGCAGCCUCUUUUGGAGGUUGAGUUUGCGGGGGAAGAAGGAGUUGGUCUUGGUCCUACCAACGAAUUUUACGCUGAGGUUUUGGAGUCCGUGCUGACGCAUAAAGAUCCGGAGCUCUUUGUUAGCUGCAGCAGCAGUGGGGGUUUGUUUCCGCGAGCCUAUAUCACCGACCUUUCGCUUAUUCCAGUAGAGAUGGUUCGUCGCCCCCGUGUUUCUCCUCUGAUGAUGCAGCAGUCUCAGCAGCAGCAGCGCUCCAGUAGGGCAAGCACUCGGCUAGCGGGCAGCGUAGCCUCCCCUCCUGGAGAAGCGGAGAACAUGGAAGAGGAUGGGGGCUCCCUCAGCAGGAGCAACAGCGGCAACUUCUCCCCGCAUCAAGACGCGGUGGCUGCAGAGGCGGCGGCGAGUGCAGGCUGGGGGGAUUUGGAACGCGAGCUGUUCAAGCAUUUCCGCCUUCUGGGGCAGCUGGCAGCAAAGGUCCUCCUAGACGGCCGCAGCAGCACCACCGACACGGGUCUGCAUGCGCUCUUCUGGGAAGCUGUAGCGCGUCCACUCCUGCAACAGGAACGCCUUAGGCCUUGCAGCUGCAUGCGGCCCCUUACGAAAGCAGAAGCCGACGUAGCUACGGGAGCGCAAGAAGCAGCAGCGUUGCGGUUAGGUGUCUGCAGAUGCGGUUCGACGAUCGCCGCUAUCUCCGCCGUCGCAGCAGUAGACGAGGCCCUUGCCAAGUCGCUGCAGAAGAUGAUGCAGCACAGAGCUGCAGGCUUCGAAGUGGCGGAUUUAUCGUGCUUUUUUGUCCUCCCUCACGCUGGAGGAGGCCCCCUUCUUGCUGGUUGCGGGGAUGUGCUGGUCCGUAAUGCUUCGCUAGACUUUUUCAUUCAACGCCUUGCCUUCGUCUUACUCUUCGAGGGCAUCUUUCUACAGGCUUCUGCUUUUCGCUUGGGCUUUGGAUCUUUUUGCCCCCUCUCCGCCCUUUCUCCACUGCUGCCUCUAGAAGUUUCCUCAGUGUUGUUUGGAGAUAGAGAGCGAACUCGGCAAGACCACUACUGGACCCUCGCACACCUCCGGGCACACAUUGCACCGGAUCACGGGUUCACAACGUCGAGUGUAGUGUACGGCCACUUUCUGGAGGUCCUCGUCGAAUUUAAUUCGGUGCAGCGUGCGGCUUUUCUCAAGUUUGUUACCGGUUCGACCAUCCUUCCUGCAGGGGGCUUCGCUGGCUUUAGACCGCUUAUGAAGGUGGUAAGGAAGCUGCCGACGUCUGGAAGCGGAGGCAGCGACGGCUUGCUGCCUAGCGUUAUGACCUGCAGCAAUUACAUCAAGCUGCCGGACUACUCCUCCAAACAAAUCCUAAAAGAAAGGCUCCUGCUAGCCUUGGCUGAGGGGCAAGGCGCCUUUACACUGUCCUAG